AUGGACCCUUUCAGCGCUUUAAGCAUCGUCGGUACCACUACAGGCCUGGUAACACUCUGCUUCCAACUACUUAACAUCGGAGUAGCCGUGGAAAGGAGUCGACGAGAGCUGCAGCGACAAUUGGAAGAGUACGAUGUGCUCCGCUUGAUUCUUACGGACAGUGGUCGGACAAUUCUCGCCCAUGGUCAGCCGCCAGAGUCUGCUCAAGCAGCUAUGCUGACCUGUGCCAAGCGCCUACGAGAGGUUGAUGAUUCGCUCGGCUCACUGCGGCGCCUCGAUGAGAAGGCAAAAUCUGGAAAACCAUCGCGACGGGCCUUAUUCAUGUUGCUAGUCAAAAGUUCAGCUGAAUCUGACCUCCGGCAACAAGCCUUUACAUCGUUUAGGGAUGCGGUUUUGCUAUUGCGCGAUAUGAGUAGUAUACAAAUGGUGGUGAUGAGACCACGUAGGGAGGAUGUCGCGGGCUUGCAGGUGGACUCUCUCACAAGCCAACUUGCGUCUCGAGAACGCGAUGAAUGGAGUCCUGCUGCGUAUCGCGAAGAGACUGGCCUUGAUCUGGAAGAUCUCACUCGGUCAAAGCCCAAAGAGGACAGUCCUCGACCCCUUUUGCACACUCUUGUGACAUCGGACUACACUUUGGAUGCAACACUUGUCUUUCAAAGUCUUGGUGGCCUGACCUAUGUACCUGUUCGCGGUUUUGUUGAUACCGGCUCUUCAGCGUUCAUCAUCUCGAGCAAGGUCUUAGAGAGAGCUGGAUUCUCCGAAGAAAAAUGGCAGAGGGUAGAUGAAGAGACCUGGCUUCGUGGGCUUGAAGGAGUUCGGUACCGACCGACCCACCAAGUCGAGCUGACAUGGUAUCUUGACCGACGAAGAUAUUCCCGAGUCGACACCUUUUUGGUUGCCAAUGACGACAGAUUCGACAUCUUGUUGCCAAAAUCCUUGGCAUGUCCUGGCGGCGAAGUCGACACUGGCCUUGUCUUGAUGCUGGAGUUGAGAAAGAAGACAGACGCUGAUCAUUCUGGACAGAGGAACGUGAACAAGAGAAAAUCCGCCACGGGGAGAAGGACAGUGAAGGCCAAACAGCCGAAGAGAAGCGGAAACGGCAACGGCGAGAACAAAGAGAAGCCGAACUUCUUGAAGCCUAGCGCUUGA
Molecule: messenger RNA, 1149 nt
Organism: Fusarium vanettenii 77-13-4
Lineage: Eukaryota; Fungi; Ascomycota; Sordariomycetes; Hypocreales; Nectriaceae
Exons: 5
Coding region: 1-1149 (382 amino acids)
Source: RefSeq, a predicted model, not a curated record